AUGGACGCUGCAAUUCAAAGUAUUGGUAUUUUGGGGAAAACAUGUGGGUUACCAUUACCUGAUGAAGGGGAAGGAGAAACAAAUAAAAAAGCAAUUGUAGAAAUAUUAUUUUCAACAUUAAAUAAUGUAAAAUUAAACACUAAGAUUAAAGAAAAAGCUGCACUCUCAUUAGGUUAUUUGUGUGUAGGAGAAAAUUUUCCUCAUACAUCAUACAUAGUGAAUAAAAUAAUUGCAACUGUUAAAGAGACAAAAGACAUUGAGAUCCACUUGAUUAUGGGAGAAGCAUUGGUUUGUUGUGUUCAAGGUGAAGCAUCUCCAGAAAAACGAGAUGCCUGGACAACAGUACCAACUGAACAUAAAAUAUCUUAUAGUAAUACUAGUACAGAAUUAUUAAUACAAACAUUGAAUGAAUUACUUCGGAUGUAUAAAGAUCCGCAUCCUAAUUUGAGACAGGCCGUCUGUGUGUGGUUAUUAGCACUUCUAAAAUAUAAUAUCGAAAGGGAGUGUAUUAAAGAAAAAUUUUCAUCAUUGCAUCAUGCAUUUAUGGAUUUUCUUUCAGAUGAUAGUGAUAUAGUGCAAGAUAUGGCAGCAAAAGGACUCAGUCUAAUACAUAUUAAUAGUAGCCAGCAACAAAAAGAACUUCUGGUUUCUAGCAUAUUAGAUCAAUUUACACAAGGACGUAAAACUGUACCACAAGUUACAUCAGAUACAAAAUUAUUUGAAGAAGGUCAAUUAGGAAAAUCUCCAACAAAUGGUAAUUUAUCAACGUACAGAGAAAUUUGUUCCUUGGCUACAGAAUUACAAAAACCUGAUUUAGUAUAUUACUUCAUGCAUUUAGCAAAUCAUAAUGCAGUAUGGACAUCUAAAAAAGGUGCUGCAUUUGGAUUUGCAGCAAUUGCUAAAGUUGCAAAUGAUGAGUUAAAUAAAUAUUUACCCAAUAUAAUACCACGCUUAUAUAGAUAUCAAUUCGAUCCUACUCCUAAGAUUCAACAUAGUAUGUCUAGUAUUUGGCGUGCCAUCGUUCCAUCAACAAGUAAAGCUGUUGAACAAUAUCAUAAAGAAAUUCUGAAUGAUAUAACUGAAAAUUUAACAAAUCAUGAAUGGAGAGUACGAAUUAGUUGUUGCAAUGCACUUGCAGAUUUACUAAGAAUAAAUGUUCGUUUAAAUUUGGCAAAAUGUGCUCCAGAAUUAUUGAAAAAAUUAUUUCGAGUAAUGGAUGAUAUUCACGAAGGUACUCGAUUAGCUGCUAUAAAUACGACUAAAGCAUUAAGUAGGGUUUGUGUCCGAUACUGUGAUUCUUCCUAUGGUAAAGAAGGAGAAGAAGUUCUACAAACAAUUUUGCCUGUAUUGUUAGAUAUCGGAGUCGUUAAUGUUGUGAGCAGCGUAAGGACAGUAUCUUUGCAAACAGUAUCUCAGUUAGUUUUAAGAGCAGGUAUUUUGCUUAAGCCAUCUUUAGUUACACUAAUUCCUGCUCUCUUAAGUACAAUUGGCGAAUCAGAAAAUCCAAAUUUAUCAUAUUUGAGUAAUGUCUGUGGAACAAUGUCAGAAGCACGAGAUGCCAUUGAUACUAUUAGAGCUGGCGCUGCUAAGGAGCAUUAUGCUACUGAAACAAUGACGAAAUGCAUACAAUAUAUUGAUGCAGAGAUUUUGAAGGAAUUAAUGCCAAAAGUGAUAGAAUUAAUAAAGUCUAGUGUCGGUUUUGGAACAAAAAUUACAUGUUUGCACUUUAUCGUCCUUUUGAGUACUCACUUUAAACAGGAAUUACAACCUUAUAGUGGUAAAUUUUUAAAUGCACUAAUGAACGGGUUAUUGGAUCGUAAUUCUGUCGUUAGAAAACAUAAUGCAGUCGCUAUUGGACACAUAGUUGGAUCAGCGAAGGAAUCAAGUCUUGAAAAGUUAUUUAAAACACUUAACACAUGGUACAUGGAACGAGAUGAUUCAACUAAGUUAGCAAUUGGACAAACAUUCCAAGCUAUAAAUAAUUAUAAUCAGGAGGUAUUAAAGAAUUAUUCGAAUAUCGUUAUACCUCUUACUUUCUUUGCAAUGCAUGCACAAAAAACACAAGAAAAUGAAAGUGUGAUCGAUUUGUGGACCGAACUAUGGAACGAAAUAACUCCAGGGACAGAAGCAGGGAUCAAACAAAAUAUAGAACCAAUAACAAAUAUUUUACGCUUGUCAUUAGAAUCAUCAUCAUGGAAUACGAAAGCGCAAGCAGCUAAUGCAGUUCAUACGUUAGCACAAAAAUUAGGUAGUGACAUUGAAGCAGUGGUCAGAAAUACUUUGUUAAAGGUGUUAACAGAUGGACUACGUGGGAGAACUUGGGAUGGGAAAGAUCGUUUGUUAAAUGCUCUCGCUACGCUGGCAUGUAAUAGCAAGACAGCUCUCAAAGAAAAUAAUGAAUUAUCUACGGAUCUAAUACAGAUAUUACAUAGGGAAAGUAAGAAAGAAACUUUAGAAUAUCGCCGACAAGCUUUACGUGCUUUUGGAACAGUCCUGUAUGAACUGAAUAUUGAUAAGUUUAAAGAAGUAUAUGAAAUUGUUCAAGAAAUUUUAUCAAUGCUAUCAAGAAAAGAUGAAGAUGAAUCUUUAGCAUCUGAAGAAAGAAUAAAAAGAGAUGAAAUAAUAAAAUUAUAUGAAACCAUUUAUGAAAUACUCGGAAAAGCUUGGCCAUCAUCUAAAGACACUCAAGACAAAUAUUGUAUAGAAUUUAUAACUCAUUACGAUAAAAUGUUUCCUAUUCAACCUACAACAAUACAAAUAUCAAUGUUAUCAGCGCUUAAUUUAUUUGUGGAUAAACUCGUCUUACUUACAAUAAAUAUUUCGGAAUUGUCAGUUGAAGAAAGAGGAACGUUAAAUUUGAUUUGUGACACGUUUAAUAAAAUAUUAAAACAUAGUAUAGGUAUUUCGUACACUAGAAUAAGGAAAGAAGCCUUAAAUAUAGCUCUAUCUCUUGGCAGAAAAUUACGAUUUACUAACAAUAAUGAACAAUUUGAUAAAAUGAUUUUAAUAAUUCAAAAAGUAUUACCAGAGUUAUUGAAAGAUACUGAACCAGAAAUUCGAACUAGAAUCAUCGAUAUUAAAGAAAUGUUGAAGAUAUGA
Molecule: messenger RNA, 3099 nt
Organism: Heterotrigona itama
Lineage: Eukaryota; Metazoa; Arthropoda; Insecta; Hymenoptera; Apidae
Source: the annotation of a GenBank genome assembly